CAGUCGAUCGAGCGGUCGCCCUCGUCGUACACGUGCGCGAUUUCAGUGUAAUGGAAGUUGUUCGGAACUGAGUGACCGAUAGACGGAUUUUCUGAUAAAUUUUCCGUUUGUCAUCAGCAGUUGUUUGGUCCAUCAUACCCUAUGAAACGACACGCAUCAUGUCAGACCAGGCAAAGCUGAAAGAAUCCGUCAAGAAGUCCAUUAGGGGGCUGGUUGGGUCCGCCCCUUUGGGCCUGACACCCGAGGAAGUUGCCUUGGACUAUGAAAGUUUCGAGGGCCGGCCGUUGCCCUUCCGUCAGCUGGGAUACAACACUUGCCAAGACUUCUUACAAGACAUCCCCGACACUGUCAGACCCUGUUGGGAAAGAGGGCAACUUAUCGUGCGAGUCGUGGAAGGAGAAUCGACCCGACAUAUCCAUAGCUUGGUGUCCAGGCAGAAAGUUGAUGUUUUGAAAUGCCUGAAAAAAAGGCGUGGGGCAGCACGUGCUGGCGCACGGACAUUGUUGACAGACGCGAACGCGCCGGGGCGACCGGCGGGGGGCAUCGCACUCAAUACCCGGCCCAACACCAGAGGCCCGCCCGCUCUGUCCCCCUCUGUUUCGGCGUACUUGCGCAACCAGAUCAAAUCUCUCUUGAUCGCACACCCCAACGGAGUCUUGAACGUACACUUUGACAGACUGUUUGCGGAGAAAUAUGGCCACACGAUCUCCUUCAAGAAACUCGGGUUUGAGUCCCUGGCACACAUGUGUCAAUCCAUGCCAGACUUUGUGACCCUAGAAAGACUGAGAGGAGAUGAGUUCCGAAUCUAUGAGAAGUCUAAUCACCCAGCAGUCAAUGAACCAACUUCUGAUACAGUUUCAUCAUCCACUCAGCGCACUCGAGCUAACAAAACAGAACAUGUUCAGAGAGAUAAUGUAGACUCAUCACUUCCCGAUAGCAGAAAGGCACCUCUUGCUAGUUGUAGUUUUGAGGACGAUGAAAAUUUCAAACAAAAAUCAGCUUCUAACGUCCCACGGCCAAGUAACGCCACCUCCCACAGCAGCACCAUGUCAAAAAAUGCGGGUUAUGCAAACUCUACCGAGCAGCCAGGGAGACUAACUGAGCCACAAUCUGCCCAACGUACAAGGCCACAAGUCACGAAAAGCUCAAAUGCAUCACAAGACGUCUCAAAGGAUGUAAAUGCCUCAUCGGAAGAUGGCAGUUUGACAUCCGAAUUGUUUGAUACAAAGUUUCUGCAACAAAUUCGACAGAUUUUGGAACGGCACCCAGAAGGCCUGUGGGCAGCUUACUUGCCAGAUGAGUAUAAGAAAAAAUAUAAGAAAGCGCUUCCUAUGAUGUCGCUGGGUUACUUCAGUGUCACAGAGCUGAUGGCAGCCAUGCCAGAAGUGGUUGCCGUAGAGAGAGAACAGAAACAAGGUGACUGGAAACUCUACGAUGUCAGGACGUACAAACCUAAGACAGUCGAAUCUGCAAAAUCCAAGGCUAGCUCAUCCGACCAGAACGUCAAGGCAAACAAGAAACUGAACCCUAAUCCCACCCAAGGCUUCCAAGAUCUUAAGGACAAAGUCCGUCAGUUGCUGGAGAAAAAUCCGGAGGGCAUCUUGUUGAAGAACUUGGCUUUCUAUUACCAGAGGAUGUUUGGUUUAUCCUUCCCCGUUGACGAACUUGGCUUCCGAGAUGUAGAAUCUCUCAUCAUGAUGAUGCCAGACACUGCCACAUUAGUCUACAAGGGAUACGGUCGCCUUCUAGUGAUGCUAGUUGAAGAGAUGCCGGUGGAUAGUCUGAAUAUUGGUGAUGAAAAACUAUCAAGACUGUCGAUACCUGCUGAUUCUGUGGGUUGGGGGUUCAGUUACUCUUACUGUGAAUAUCCACCGAUCCAAGACUACAUCGAGGUCUACGUGGCCACCGUCUUCACUCCACACAGGCUUUCUAUCCAACUCAAAGACAAGUUGAGAAAUGAUGCACUGGACGAUCUCAUGGAUGAAUUGGAAUCUAUCUACUCAUACCCAGAGGGAAACAAGUACGAGUUUCCAGAGUGCAUGAUUGCCGUGGGUCAGGUCUGCUGUGCGCUCUACCUCAGUGACAAUAAUUGGCACCGUGCCGUCAUCACCGGUAUCCCCAAAGUAGAUUUCCUGGAGGUAUUGUAUGUAGAUUACGGAACUGUGGCCACUGUGUCAAGAUCGUCGCUGAGAUUACUCAAAUCCUGCUUUCUGAAACUGCCCAUCCAGGCAUACAAUGCGAGACUGGCAUUCAUUGCACCGUCAGAGGACAAGUGGACAAUGAAAGCUCGAGAUCGACUCCUCGCUAUGACAGCAGGGAAGCCACUGAUAGCCUUGAUCACAGAAAUUCAGAAUGAUGAGUUAUACCUGUUGCUAAGCGACACGACGACGGAGGAAGAUAUCCACAUUAACGACGCCCUGGUGGAAGAAGGUUUAGCAGUGUUUGCUAGAACACAAGACGACCUGGAUCAACUCCUCCCGCCUCCGUUGGAGGGUGAUGUACCGCAACCGGACUUAGCCAUGUUGACCCUGGAAGAUGUCACAGAAUUUGAUGAGAAUGCCAGUGAUGACCAAAGAGAAUUGCUGGACAUGACCCAGGAACAGGAGGAGAGCCCACUUGCCCCGGAAGAUGGUGCAGAGGUGGAUGUACCGCUUCCAGACGGAGGUUCGAAUCCCCCCUCAGAGGACAAGAGUAGAGACUUGCCUCCUCUUGAAGCAAUAGCAGAUGAAGCGCCGUGGAUUGUCAAGCGCAUUGAUUUCCAUGAUGGGUACCAGGUACAUCUGAUCAACCACGACAGUGAUGCUUGCUUGACCGUCGUGGAGGUCGCUGACCUCAUGUGUGGAGAAGAUGAGUCUGAACCUGAGGAUAUCCUGUAUCAACAGGUGGAUAAUUUGGGCGUUGAAAUUCCUUUGCUGACGGCAGUGGAGAAGGAAAGCCCGAGACUUUUUGAAGAGUUGCGAAGCUUUGACUUGCUGGAUGAUUCUGAAGACUUUAUACUUAUGAUGCCAUUCACAAGCGCCAUGUUGUUGCUGAGUUCUUGUAGUUCAGUCCGUAUGGACACUGUGCAGCAACUUCAGGAGAUUGCUGAGAACUUUGGAGUUUUUGGAGACCUGGUUGGCAGUGACAUUGACGAAUCUGCCAAGGAUGAGCUUGACUUGUCUUUAGACGUAGAGGAGCUAAACAUGACUUUGUCAGCAUUGCAGUUCAGAAGAAAGCGCAUUUUGGGAGACAUGAUGGUGAGCCAUGAUUCAAACGGUGUGGACCAUCUGUCAUACAUAGAGAGGAAGAUUGAAGAAAUCUCCCAAAAACUAGAAGCCACCAAAUCUCACAUGCAGCAACAGGAAGUGGCAGACAAAAUGGUUUCUUUGACCAACUCGGCACUCCCUCACAGGGAACCAGAACAGUCUAACUCACCAGUCACCCCAAACCGUCCACUGAGUGUUGUGUCCUACUCUGAUGGGAGUACUGAAUCUCAGGGACGGUUGGUCCAGCCUGUCCAACCACUGCCACGAGAGGAAGAGAAAAGCAGUCUUGCAUCCCAACCACCACCAGUGAAUGUCCAGCAGUCAGAUCAAAGGGACACACUUUGUCUUACACAAGCUGCUGUUGGUCAGUCUCAAAGCCUGCACCAGCCACUGUUCAAUCAGAUGGCUCCUUCCACACAGCCCGGUUAUCAGUUUGCAGCCUGUCAGAAUACUCCCAAUCCAGGGUUCCCCAACCCACAAGCCACCCGUCUCCUCGCACCUUCUCCAUCUGAACCCUUCUUUGCACCCCACCAACUCACACACUCCCAGUACCCACUCAUGGGCGGGGCCAACCAAGGGUACCAGCAGCACCUAAGAUCGGGUGACUUUGUCCCCCUACCCCAGCCAGUGAACCCUAACCCUUGGCUUGGUCCCCCACCUCAGACCCAUGUCAUGAGUCAGUACCCUCUGCCACAGCAGAUUGCGAUCGCCCAAUUUGUUCCCAUACCAGUGAGUGACCCACCAAGACCCUUCAUUGUUAACCCCCAGAGGUAUGGCCCCGGCCCUCCUGGGCCUGGCAUGCCAAGACAGAUGCAGGAAGGUCAAGGGUCAUGGAGAUAAUUAAAGUGACAAACUGCAGUCUAUUAGUAGCAAUCUCAAUCACAGUUUAUAUUGAUUUCGGCCAGUAUUUGACACAUGUUGAAACGUUGCUUAAAUUUAUUGUGAACCAAGCCAGCAAAACGGUGCUACUAAUGUUUUACUUACUUUGUGAAGAUUGUUUCAAACUUGUGUGAACGGUGCACGUACCAGGCAUUAUUUUAUUUAAAUUGAGUAAUAUUUUUGAAAGGUGACACUAAGAAAGUGAAUCUGUACAUAUUCAUUUUUAAAGUUUGAUAUUUUAGAGAAGUAUGAGCAGGAAUGACCAUGAAAGUUCAAGGUACUUUAUACAGAAUACUUUGAAAAGAAGAAUUGAUGGAACAUGCAGGAUAUGGGCUUAAGGAAGUUUUCUUUCCAAGACAUUUGGUGAAGCACUAUCAUCUCCAAACUUAACAGCGAGAUUUGUUUCAAUGGGAUGUAUGUAAUUUGUAAAUAGUUUUUGCCAGUAAUAGUUUGCUAUAAAAAAGGAACAUCUGCCAAAGUUAAAGUGUACAAAAGUUGCAUAUUUUUAAGUCAAAAUUAUUUACUUGCUUCUACAGGGCGGAUUAUUUUUGUACAAAAUUUAACAAAAAAUGAUCUUCCUUUGAUUUGAUUUCACUAAAAUUGUUGACAGUCUCCGUUUGAUAGAGAAGAGGAAGUUAAAUCAAUCUCUUGUUCUUAAGUGUUUCAGUUGUGAUGAGGAAUCUUCCAUUUGUGAAAUGUACAUGGGCAAAAAUGCUUCGUUAAAUAAACACCCUUUUGAGCUUGGAAUGGGGACUCAUUCAAAUGUUUCAAAUGAAAUUUUACAAUUCUUGUCUUCUGUUUAUUUGCAACUGUCAUCUUUCUAUGGUUUAUUUUUUCAAAUGCAAGAAUACUUAACAUGUUCAAUAUGUUUAUCAUUUUGUUCUAUAGUAUUAGGAAGUUUCUAAAAAAAAUUGAUAGCAUCAAGUCAGCCUUGUGUUUGUAGUAGUAGAUUUGCAGAAUAAUUUUUGGUGGGAUAUCAGAUUUUGGGAUUUUGAGAGGUGAAGAA
This is a messenger RNA of Acanthaster planci (crown-of-thorns starfish), 5130 nucleotides long. RefSeq names its product tudor domain-containing protein 5-like. NCBI's taxonomy places the organism in Eukaryota, Metazoa, Echinodermata, Asteroidea, Valvatida, Acanthasteridae. The record is from RefSeq and is a predicted model, not a curated record.